Cavenderia fasciculata is the source of this 1467-nucleotide messenger RNA. It is a transcript of the gene cf45-1, whose product is annotated as component of the counting factor complex. Gene Ontology annotation, molecular function: lysozyme activity. Lineage: Eukaryota; Evosea; Eumycetozoa; Acytosteliales; Cavenderiaceae. Bases 1 to 1467 code for a protein of 488 amino acids. The record is from RefSeq and is a predicted model, not a curated record. Gene Ontology annotation, biological process: cell wall macromolecule catabolic process; glucose homeostasis; cell-cell adhesion. The transcript is spliced from 5 exons.
AUGCAAAGUACUGCUAUUAUUAGUUCUAUGGUUGUUUUAAUGAUCAAGGUUAUUAUCUUUGCUCUAGUUGUAGCACUUUCAAUCUCAUCGGUUGUCAAUGCUGGUAACGCUAUCGAUGUAGAUGCUGAUACAGCUGGUUAUAUCGCGCCAUCACAAUACAGCUGUUUUGCAGAACAAAAUCAAAAGAUCAUCAUUCAAGCUUGGUCUGGAGGUUAUGGUUUAAAUAAUGAUUUGGCAUCUGCAUAUAAUAGUGCCACUGCUGCUGGUUUAUCUGUUGAUAUUUAUGCCUUUUUUUGCAGUCAAUGUACUGGAAAUAAUCCAGUAUCAACAGCUAUCAAGACUUUGGUUUCUUAUUGCAGGUCUAAUGGUGUCUACUUUGGUACGCUUUGGAUCGAUGUUGAACAAUGUCAAGGAUGUUGGGGAAGCAGUACCUCUUCCAAUGCUCAAUUUGUUGUCCAAGCCGUUCAAGCUGCUGCAUCAUUCGGUGUUAAUGUCGGUGUCUAUUCUUCCCUCAGUGAAUGGAGUCAAACCGUCGGUACAUUGGACCAAUUAUCUGCCUACCCACAAUGGUAUGCUCACUAUGAUAACAACCCUUCUUUCAGUGACACUUCCUACUAUAAAUAUGGAGGCUGGUCAAACCCACAAAUGAAGCAAUACUUUGGUAACUCUGACCAAUGUGGCGUCAUUGUUGAUUUAAACUAUUUUGAUGAAUCCAAUACCACCACCACCGGUACUACUAGUGGCUCGAUAUCUGGAUCGGGCUCUGGCUCAGGUUCAGGUUCAGGUUCAGGUUUAUCAUCCUCUGGUAACUCUACCUCCACUUCAGCCACAUCUGGCUCGGGAUCAUCAGGAUCGGGCUCUGGCUCAGGAUCAGGAUCCUCAUCCUCUGGCAACUCUACCUCUGCCACAUCUGGCUCAGGAUCAGGAUCGGGUUCCAGCUCAGGUUCGGGAUCAGGUUCGUCAUCCAACUCGACCUCAUCUGGCUCUGGAUCAGGAUCAUCCAACUCUGGCUCAGCAUUUGCCACCACUGGAUUCUCGACCUCUGGUUGUCCAACUCCAGCUACUGGCUCAACGUCUGCCUCUGGUUCCUCGGGAGCAACAUCUGCAACAACCUCUGGGUCAGGCUCUGGCUCAGGAUCAGGUUCGUCAUCCAACUCGACCUCAUCUGGCUCAGGAUCAGGCUCAAGUUCAUCCAACUCGACCUCAUCUACUGGAUCUGGUUCUGCCUCUGACUCGUCCAACUCUGAUAACUCCUCAGACUCCUCGACAUCUGGCUGCCCAACACCAGCUACUGGCUCAACCUCUGCCUCUGGUUCCUCGGGUGCAACAUCUGCAACCACCUCUGGAUCUGGAUCUGGUUCGGGUUCUGGUUCGGGAUCUAGCUCAGGUUCUUCCAGCUCUGAUUCAGCUGAUGAUUAUAAUAUUAUACUAUUCCCUUCCACUAAAACAAAAAUAUCGGUUAUAUAA